GAGAAGAGAGGAGAGAGAGAAGAGAGAAAAGAGGAGAGAGAGAAGAGGAGAGAGAGAAGAGAGGAGAGAGAGAGAAGAGAGGAGAGAAGAGAGGAGAGAGAGAGAGAUGAGAGGAGAGAGAGAAGAGAGAGAGGAGAGAGAGAAGAGAGGAGAGAAGAGAGAAGAGAGAAGAGAGAGAAGAGAGAGAGAAGAGAGGAGAGAGAGAAGAGGAGAGAGAGAAGAGAGGAGAGAGAGAGAAGAGAGGAGAGAAGAGAGGAGAGAGAGAGAGAGGAGAGAUGAGAGGAGAGAGAGAAGAGAGAAGAGAGAGAGGAGAGAGAGAAGAGAGGAGAGAAGAGAGAAGAGAGAGAAGAGAGGAGAGAGAGAAGAGAGAAGAGAGAGAGGAGAGAGAGAGAAGAGAGAAGAGAGAGAGGAGAGAGAGAAGAGAGGAGAGAGAGAAGAGAGGAGAGAGAGAGGAGAGAGAGAAGAGAGGAGAGAAGAGAGAAGAGAGAAGAGAGAGAAGAGAGAGAGAAGAGAGAGAGAAGAGAGGAGAGAGAGAAGAGGAGAGAGAGAAGAGAGGAGAGAGAGAAGAGAGGAGAGAAGAGAGGAGAGAGAGAGAGAGGAGAGAUGAGAGAAGAGAGAAGAGAGGAGAGAGAAGAGAGAAGAGAGAGAGAAGAGAGAAGAGAGAGAGGAGAGAGAGAGAAGAGAGAAGAGAGAGAGGAGAGAUGAGAAGAGAGGAGAGAGAGAAGAGAGAGAAGAGAGGAGAGAGAGAAGAGAGGAGAGAGAAGAGAGGAGAGAGAGAAGAGAGAGAAGAGAGGAGAGAGAGAAGAGAGGAGAGAGAAGAGAGGAGAGAGAAGAGAGGAGAGAGAAGAGAGGAGAGAUGAGAGAGAGAAGAGAGAAGAGAGAGAAGAGAGGAGAGAGAAGAGAGGAGAGAGAAGAGAGGAGAGAGAAGAGAGGAGAGAGAAGAGAGGAGAGAGAGGAGAGGAGAGAGAGGAGAGAGAGAAGAGAGAAGAGAGGAGAGAGAGAAGAGAGAAGAGAGAGAAGAGAAGAGAGGAGAGAGAGGAGAGGAGAGAGAAGAGAGAGAAGAGAGGAGAGAGAGGAGAGAGAGAAGAGAGAAGAGAGGAGAGAGAGAAGAGAGAAGAGAGAGAAGAGAGGAGAGAGAGAAGAGAGGAGAGAGAAGAGAGGAGAGAGAGAAGAGAGGAGAGAGAGGAGAGGAGAGAGAAGAGAGGAGAGAGAGAAGAGAGGAGAGAGAGAGAGAGAAGAGAGGAGAGAGAAGAGAGAGAAGAGAGGAGAGAGAAGAGAGAGAAGAGAGGAGAGAGGAGAGAGAAGAGAGAAGAGAGAGAAGAGAGGAGAGAAGAGAGAAGGGAGAAGAGAGAGAAGAGAGGAGAGAGGAGAGAGAAGAGAGAAGAGAGAGAAGAGAGGAGAGAAGAGAGAAGGGAGAGAGGAAAGAAGGAGGAAAACUGAAUUUUCCAUCUUCCGUUCCUCAUCACAAACAGCAGCUCUGUUCCACCUGCCGGGCGUCAGAAGAUGAGACUGUAAUAUUAUAAUAUUCCCCAGGUUUUAAAAUUACAACUACACACCAGGGAUCCUGCUCUCGCUCGUCUCCCGUCGUCUUCACAAAGGAUCUUCAAACCUCCA
Molecule: messenger RNA, 1614 nt
Organism: Scophthalmus maximus (turbot)
Lineage: Eukaryota; Metazoa; Chordata; Actinopteri; Pleuronectiformes; Scophthalmidae
Product: trichohyalin-like
Exons: 1
Source: RefSeq, a predicted model, not a curated record